Phytomonas sp. EM1 is the source of this 939-nucleotide messenger RNA. The record is from the annotation of a GenBank genome assembly. Lineage: Eukaryota; Euglenozoa; Kinetoplastea; Trypanosomatida; Trypanosomatidae.
AUGCGUGGGGUUUUAGAAUGCACCCCCCUCAAGGCGCUUAAUGAGUUCAAGGUUUCCGGCCAAGCGGUUCCCUUGCUUUACAAUCACUCGUCGUUUCGGACGCACCUCGACAAUCGGGCGUCGAUUAAAGUGCUCGCGGUGCAUGACUUCCUCGGGAGUUCGAACUUCUGGCAGAACGCCUUCCACAAAACCAUCACCACGCUUCCCCUCUCCACCUUGAUGAUUAAGGAGCCGCUGGAGGUGUAUUCGGUCGAUCUUCGCGGUCAUAACGCCUCGGAGAAGUUGAUGUCGAAUUCCGACGAGGAGAACUACCUCUCGUUGUGCGCCGAGGAUGUGAUUCGUCUGCAGCGCGAGGUCGUGGUGUGCGCGGCGAGAGGGCUAGGGGUGGGGUUCGGCGCGAUGGUUGCCUCGCUCGCCGCGCUUCACGCUCCGGAUUCCUUUCAUUCCCUCACGCUUCUCGUGGAGAACUUCGCGCAACUCUUUCGCUGCGAUCCCAACGCGUACGUGUUUCGCGAAGUCCUCCAAGGCGCCCCGUCGGAUGCGAAGAAUAUUUCCGAUAUGCACGCGUUUCUGAAGACGAAGCUUCCGCACCCGCUCGAUCGAGAGGUUCUUUUGGGAUUUGUGAAGGAAAGCCGCGGUGGGGCGCGGUUUCGCUUCCACGAGCGGCUGCUUAAAAUGGAAAACGCAAUCCAGAUGCCGAUUGAGCGAUUGGAUAAUCUGCAAUACCACGGGGCAGUAAAGGUGAUUAUCUACGGCGGGCCCGAUCCUUCCAAGGAGGAGGUGGAGGCCUUUAAAUACCGCUUUCCAAACGCCACCUUUCACUGCUCCGAGAGGGCCGACCGCGGUUUUUUUGAUAGCGUUCACAUUGGUAAGAUUUUCCUCAACGCGCUCGAUAUCGUCGGCUCGAUGGAAAUCCCUGAGGAGGCGGAAGGGGAGUGA